GGGGGGGGGGGGGGGGAGGGGUGGGGGCAGGGAGGCUAGUCUGGAACCGCUGGGGGAGGGCCCAGCCCCUCGGCCACAGCGCCUGGGCCCCGGGUCCCUCCCUGGUACUCCCAGGCCCAUGACCUCCACUCAAGUAUCCGUUCACCUGGCCGCUGACCACCAGAGCCCAUCGGGACUGUCACCCUCCACGCUCUAGCCAGCUUCUCCUGCUCAAGAGCCCAGACGGGGCCACCCCAGAGUACAGCAGCCCCUUGGCCCGGCGAGGGGUCUAGGGCCUCACGCAGGAAAUAAACGCCAAUGUUGACCCGCAUCCUGGCUCUGGUUAGCAGUCUCUGCCAAUGGCCAAGGGCACCUCCUGGGCCAUCCCUCCAACAGGGUGAGGGCUAAAUGCCCAGAUACAGGCGUGCGGAGGAGGCCAGGAAGUCCACCUCGCACACACGGUCAGCACACAGUGGUCUGGUGGCGUUAUCGUCAGUCAUCGCUCUGUCAACAAGAGCUCACAGCCCUGCUUCCGAGCUGCCCCUGCGUAUCCGGUACCAGCUGCGAGGGCUGUGGGCGGGGCCUGCGUCCAGCAUGAGCGUGGGCUUUAUCGGGGCGGGCCAGCUGGCCUUCGCCUUGGCCAAGGGCUUCACAGCAGCAGGCAUCCUGGCUGCCCACAAGAUAAUGGCCAGCUCCCCAGACAUGGACCUGGCCACAGUUUCUGCCCUCAGGAAGAUGGGCGUGAACCUGACGUCCCACAACAAGGAGACCGUGAGGCACAGUGACGUGCUCUUCCUGGCCGUGAAGCCGCACAUCAUCCCCUUCAUCCUGGACGAGAUUGGCGCCCACGUUGAAGAUCGGCACGUCGUGGUGUCCUGCGCGGCUGGUGUCACCAUCCGCUCCAUCGAGAAGAAGCUGACGGCGUUCCGGCCAGCCCCUAAAGUCAUCCGCUGCAUGACCAAUACACCUGUCGUGGUGCGGGAGGGGGCCACCGUGUACGCCACGGGCACCCACGCCCAGGUGGAAGACGGCAGGCUCCUGGAGCAGCUCAUGAGUAGUGUGGGCUUCUGCACCGAGGUGGAGGAGGACCUAAUCGAUGCUGUCACGGGGCUCAGUGGCAGCGGCCCAGCCUAUGCGUUCACAGCCCUGGAGGCCCUGGCCGACGGCGGCGUGAAGAUGGGGCUUCCGCGGCGCCUGGCCAUCCGCCUCGGGGCCCAGGCUCUGCUGGGAGCCUCCAAGAUGCUCCUGGACUCGGAAAAGCACCCUGGCCAGCUCAAGGACAACGUCUGCUCUCCCGGUGGGGCCACCAUCCACGCCCUGCACGUGCUGGAGAGCGGGGGUUUCCGUUCGCUCCUCAUCAAUGCCGUGGAGGCCUCCUGCACCCGCACACGGGAGCUGCAGUCCAUGGCUGACCAGGAGAAGGUCUCGCCGGCCUCCAUCAAGAAGACCAUCUUGGACAAGGUGAAGCUGGAGUCUGCUCCAGGGUCCUCGCUGGCCCCUUCCGGCCACUCCAAGCUGCCUCCCUACAGCCUGGCCCCGGCAGGCAAGAGGAACUGAGGUGCCGGACAAGCCCGCGCUGCUCUCCCCUCCUCUUCCCUCCUGGGCCUGGAACCCUGAGGCUGUGUGUUCUUAGCCCCAGGCCUCAGUGUGUCACCGCGGCGGCCUGCCUCCCACGACUCUGGUCAGCUCGGGGGUCAGCUGGGGUUGUAACCCGGGAUGGGGCACAUCACGUCCCAGUGGGAAUCUCCAGUCACUGAGGGCUUCCUCUCCAGAACAGAGCUGGAUUCUCUGACCUCAGCCUACCUUUCCUUUGCCCCCACACCGGGUCAGGACCACUUCCUCUGGAGCUCAGGAGGCCUGAGCUAACUCCCCAUGGUCAGCUGGCUUGGGGCCUGGCCCCUUGCUGAGUACAAAGGUCAAGUCCCCCUCUCCCGCCCCGUACCCCCGACUCCCGUGAAGGCCCAGCUAAGGAGAGAACUUCGUCCCACUCCUGCCCCUUCCCCGACCUCCACUUGGGGGGAUGCCUUCUUCUCCGUGUGAGAAGGACCAGAGGGUUCAGUCCAGGGAGCAGGACCACUGCCCCUUAUCUCCGUUUGGCAUUUGAGAAAAGGGCUCUUCGAUAGUCCCGACCGUUAAGGCCCCCAUCUCCCAUUCCUGACCCAACUUACAAGCCUGUCACUUCUCUCCUGACCUUUUAGGUUAAAUACAUUGGUUUCCAAGUCA
Neofelis nebulosa (Clouded leopard) is the source of this 2202-nucleotide messenger RNA. RefSeq names its product pyrroline-5-carboxylate reductase 1 (gene PYCR1). The transcript has 9 exons. Gene Ontology annotation, molecular function: pyrroline-5-carboxylate reductase activity. Gene Ontology annotation, biological process: L-proline biosynthetic process. The record is from RefSeq and is a predicted model, not a curated record. Bases 388 to 1536 code for a protein of 382 amino acids. NCBI's taxonomy places the organism in Eukaryota, Metazoa, Chordata, Mammalia, Carnivora, Felidae.